UAUUAUUUGGGAUGCCGCCAUUGGACCAGUGGACAUUUGGUUAGAAAGUAGCAAGCUCGGAUAAGUAUGUCCACUGAUGAAAGUGUCUUAAUAGCUCCGCGACCAUGUGAGAAAUAGUAGCCUAUAUGUGGUAAUGAGUGGUGAGGGUGUGACAUUCACUGCCAGUGUUGCCAGUGUUGCCUGUUUUGCCAGCUGUGAGUUACAGUUUUGAGGAAUAUACCAGUGUUAAAUCUUGCUAAUAUCCAUGCUAACUGUAGAUAUUUGCCCUUGAUGUCUAUGACUGUAUGAUUAAAUAGGCCUAGUAUUAUUCAAGUAUUGGAUCUCACUUUUCUGGCUUGGAAGGAGGUAUGCACACAUGCUUCAUGUCCUAAUGGCAAAGGAAGAAUGCAUCACACAAGCAUGCAACAUAGCAAAGGACACUUCAAAACUACGAAACAGGAAAACCUGUCCCACUUCAGAAAAGAAUCAGAUCUUCCCAAAUCCAUCCAAAAACACUCACUACCCACCAGAGGAUGACAGCCAGGCUUCAAAUGGGAUGUCUGCUCACUGGUCAAACAGAGGAAGAAUCUCUACCAGUGAGGAACCCUCACCCAGGCUGCUGCCUUUCCUUUUGAUGGUGGGGCUCUCCUUCUCCACACGCCUGUAUAAAAUAACAGAGCCCCCUCAUGUGUGCUGGGAUGAGACGCACUUUGGGAAGAUGGGAAGCUACUACAUCAACAGGACCUUCUUUUUUGACGUCCAUCCUCCUCUUGGAAAAAUGCUGAUAGGUCUUGCUGGUUACAUGACUGGCUACGAUGGCACCUUUCCCUUCAUAAAGCCAGGAGAUAAAUAUGAACACCACAGCUACUGGGGGAUGAGAGGGUUCUGUGCUGUGUUAGGCUCCUUUCUCCCCAUCUUUGCCUACUUCAUAGUGUUGGAGUUGUCUAGGUCUCACACUGCUGCUCUUAUCACUGCUAUUCUGCUCAUAUUUGACACUGGCUGCAUCACUAUUUCCCAGUACAUCCUGUUGGACCCCAUACUCAUGUUCUUCAUCAUGGGAGCAGUGCUGAGCAUGGUUAAGUUCAACCAGCAGAGACACAGGCCUUUUACUGCCCCCUGGUGGCUGUGGCUGGUAUUGACUGGUGUAAAUCUUGCUGGAGCUUUGGGGGUGAAGUUUGUGGGUCUAUUUGUCAUCCUGCUGGUGGGACUGAACACAGUGUCAGACCUGUGGAGACUAUUGGGGGACCUGAGUCUGUCACUGGUGGACGUUGCAAAACACCUCCUGGCUCGGGUUGCUGGACUCAUCCUGCUUCCACUCUUUUUCUACAUUUCAAUAUUUGCAAUCCAUUUUGUUGUUUUGAACAAAAGUGGACCAGGAGACGGUUUCUUCAGUUCUGCCUUCCAGUCUCGUUUAAUAGGGAACAAUCUACAUAAUGCAUCCAUGCCUGAGUACCUGGCAUAUGGCUCCACCAUUACAAUAAAAAACCUCCGUAUUGCUGGAGGCUAUUUGCACUCUCAUUGGCACUUAUAUCCAGAGGGAGUGGGAGCAAAGCAGCAGCAGGUGACAGCCUACCUGCAUAAGGACUACAACAACUUGUGGCUGGUUCACAGACACGAUGUUAAUAAUUCUCAGUCUGGAGCCAAUGAUCUGGUCCGUCAUGGUGACAUAAUCCGAUUGGAGCACAAAGAAACAACUCGUAACCUUCAUAGUCACCUCCAUGAAGCCCCUCUGACUAAGAAACACUUUCAGGUUACAGGAUAUGGCAUCAACGGUACAGGAGACACCAACGACCUCUGGCAGAUUGAGGUGUGUGGAGGUCGGAAGGGUGACCUGGUGAAGGUGCUGCGCAGCAAAGUCCGCUUUCUGCACAGAGCUACCGGUUGUGUGCUUUACUCCUCUGGCAAGACUCUUCCCAAGUGGGGCUGGGAACAGGUGGAGAUGACCUGUAGUCCCUACUUGAAGGAGACUCCAAGCUCUCAGUGGAACAUUGAAGAUCACAUCAAUCCCAAAUUGCCCAACAUCAGCCUGUCCGUGCUGAAGCCCCACUUUCUGGAGAUAUUACUGGAGUCCCACAUUGUUAUGAUAAGAGGCAACAGCGGUUUAAAGCCCAAAGACAAUGAAAUGAACUCAAAACCCUGGCACUGGCCCAUCAACUAUCAGGGACUGAGAUUUUCUGGAGUGAAUGAAACAGAGUAUCGUGUUUACCUGCUGGGGAACCCUGUGGUCUGGUGGAUUAAUCUGGCCAGUUUGGGAUUGUAUCUGAUCAUGGUGGCAGUAGCCUCUAUCGCCCUCCAUAGAGGUGUCUCAGUGGACCAGAAACGAAGAGAGCACUCCUCUGUUCUCAUGAGAGGAGGAGGACUCUUACUCCUCGGCUGGCUGCUGCACUAUGCACCUUUCUACACGAUGGGCCGUAUCCUCUACUACCAUCACUACUUCCCUGCCAUGCUCUUCAGCACCAUGCUAACAGGAAUCACAUUAGACAUCCUGCUAAAGAGUGCUGAUCUGCUGCUCCGCCCACCUUACUGUGAUUGGCUGCAGAGAAUCGGGCAGAUUUUACUUGUGUUUAGUGUUCUUUACAGUUUCUGCCUGUUCCAUCCGCUCACCUAUGGCAUGACGGGGCCUCUGGCACACGAGCCAGGCAGCUCCAUGGCUGGCCUGAAGUGGAUGGACUCCUGGGAAUUCUAGACAGCUUUGCAUGAAGAUGACACUAAUGAUGAUGAGUGAUAUAUAGCAAAUGUUCUGAAUAUAAGGAACAUUGUUUACAGAUAGAAAUAAGAUUUCAAAGGUACUGUACACACUACAAUAGUAUCCCUACCUGCCCAAGUAUUUAUGUCUCAUUUCCAAGUGUUUUAGUUUAUGAUGUAUGUAUAAGAUGGACUUGAACCAGUGCAAUAUGAAAGACGUGGAGGUUUUGAGAAGAAGGAUCUAGACACUAAUCAACACCAAACUGCCUUAACUCAUAACACAGAUCACAUUCAGGAUUUAUAUUGUAUGUCACAAUAAUAAGCUAAAGUGCCUCCAAGGAGCUAGUGAAAGUACAUCCUGAAAUGUGUUGAUAAUACAUUUCUUUGCUCAACAAAUUCAGUGAAAAUCCUUUUUAUACAUAAUAAUAGGCUAUAAAAGACUGUAUUGACGUUAGUGCUCGGUAUUUUUGUAUUGUAUUUAGCCAUUAGUGCUGUCUGGUACUGGCUUUGUUUUUGAC
Molecule: messenger RNA, 3182 nt
Organism: Scomber japonicus (chub mackerel)
Lineage: Eukaryota; Metazoa; Chordata; Actinopteri; Scombriformes; Scombridae
Gene: pomt2
Product: protein-O-mannosyltransferase 2
Exons: 21
Coding region: 356-2665 (769 amino acids)
Biological process (GO): protein O-linked glycosylation via mannose
Cellular component (GO): membrane; endoplasmic reticulum
Molecular function (GO): dolichyl-phosphate-mannose-protein mannosyltransferase activity
Source: RefSeq, a predicted model, not a curated record